Messenger RNA from Sardina pilchardus (European sardine), 1318 nucleotides. RefSeq lists its product as uncharacterized. Bases 403 to 1011 code for a protein of 202 amino acids. Lineage: Eukaryota; Metazoa; Chordata; Actinopteri; Clupeiformes; Clupeidae. The record is from RefSeq and is a predicted model, not a curated record. The transcript has 2 exons.
CUAGGUAACUGAGAAUAACUGAGGUCAGAGCAGGCUCCUAUGCUCCUCAGGUUUAUUUGGGAUCAGGGACAGGGGUCCUGUGUUCUCCACUUUUUAAAAUCAGGUAACGCAAUUACAAUUACUGAAAUUUAAAUGAGUUUGUUACUCGCGUUACUCUCUUUUGUGAAAAACGAACACUUGCAGACAAGAAGACAAGAGGCUCACUUCUAACCUGACGUCGCAGGGUGGCACAUACAUCAAUCGAAUCAAUCAAUGAGCAUUAAACCACAUCAUGGUCGAGAGUGCGGCUAGGAUGAGCUUUCUCUCCUGGAAGUAUGGACAUUAAUCCAUCGUCUAAAUCAAAGACAGAAACGUAGUGCUUUAACCACAGUUUCCACCUGUCUGGAGGAGAUAAAGGCGUGGAUGAAGGCAAACUUCCUGCAACUCAACAGCUCAAAAACAGAAGCCAUUCUUGUUGGCACUCCACACCAGAUCCGGUCAUCCACUAUCACCAGCAUCACCCUCCCCGGUGUCAACAUCCACCUCUCACCCUCAGUCACAAAUCUGGGUGUCAAAAUGGACCCUCACCUGACUUUUGAGGCCCACAUCAAACAUCUGUGCAAAACCUCCUUCUUUCACCUCAAAAACAUUGCGAAACUCCGCCCUUCACUCACUCUCCCCGAUGCUGAGAAACUUGUCCACGCCUUUAUCUCCUCCAGGCUGGACUACUGCAACGCACUCCUCAUCGGGAUCCCCAGCAAGAACAUCCAGCAGCUGCAGUACAUCCAAAACUGCGCUGCCAGGAUCCUGAUGAGGGUGCGGAAAUUCCAGCAUAUCACACCCAUCUUCAAAACCCUUCAUUGGCUUCCAGUUCAGUUCAGGAUCGAAUACAAGGUUUCCCUUCUGUCCCAUCAGUGUCUCCAUGGCUCUGCCCCCCCUUACCUCAAAGAACUCACCCCCCCCCCCACUCCUCCUCACGUCAUCUCCGGUCCGGACAAUCACAUCUCCUCCAGCAAAAAAGAACCAAGCUAAGGACUAUGGGCGACCGUGCUUUCAGCUCUGCUGCUCCCAGUUUGUGGAAUGCUCUCCCUGACCAACUAUGGGCACCACAGACUGUGGAUUCUUUUAAGAAAGGCCUAAAAACACAUCUUUUUAGAAAAGCUUGUAACUAAAUGCUUUUAUCUAUCUGUUUUAUGCUGGUUUUAGCCUAAUUUUAUGCUACUUUUAACUUUAUGCUAAUUUUAUGCUACUUUUAACUUCCUCUAUGGUGUUAAUUUUAUCCUGUUGUGUGUGUAUGUGUGUAUGCAUUGUAGCACUUUGAGAUCAUUUAUUUGAUGUA